AUGGCUACCCCUCUGGAUGAUGUCGCGUCCCAGCGACCUGGCACAAUCCGCAAUGAUAUCUCAGUUGAGGGCGCCGUUCUCCUCACCGACGCCUUCGACAAAUUCACCGGUUCCCUCCUAGAGACUGGCCGUUUUGGUGUCGAGGUCGGCCAGAUCAGCCCGGAUAGCAAGAGCCUGCCGCUUCCCCAGCCGGAUGUGGAUCAUAGAGAGCAUCAGCGCCAGGUCCCUGAAACCGCUGGUGAUCGGGCUCCCGGUGGCCAGCAGCACCAUCGGCAAGCGCGGCUGCCGCUCCAGCAUCUUCCGCAGGACAAUUACGGUAGUCAUGUUCAAGCCGCGGAUGAGGGGGGCUCCGUCCCAGACGAUGAGGCCAAAGAAAUAGGCGCCGCUAACCCAGACCCUCGCCUGUUUGCCAUUGGAUAUCGGCAGCCUCACCAUCUCGGUCUAAAGCCCGCGCCAGAGCUUGUCGAUGCUCACUCGCUGUUGGCCGACGACCAGAGGAGGCAUGGUGGCGUCCACGGACGGAGGCGUCAUUCUAACCUCGACACCAGCGUCUUGGAGAAGCUGCAGGCCCUCGUCUUCCCACUCCGCGUAUGGCCGCCCGACCCGCGUCUUGGUGGGUAA
This is a messenger RNA of Colletotrichum spaethianum, 621 nucleotides long. RefSeq lists its product as uncharacterized. The coding region runs from base 1 to 621 and encodes 206 amino acids. The transcript has a single exon. The record is from RefSeq and is a predicted model, not a curated record. NCBI's taxonomy places the organism in Eukaryota, Fungi, Ascomycota, Sordariomycetes, Glomerellales, Glomerellaceae.